UAAGUGCCAAACGCCUGGCUUCUGCCAAGAAGCUUCUGCUUUAACUGAAAUUUCUUGAAUCUGUGAACUACUUCUGUGGCCCUUGUGCCCGCGCCCCUCAUUUCUGUUUUACGUUAAAUUUCAACUUGUAUAUGUCUGCACACGGCCACAAACAUACGGGUUCCGUGACCCAGAACCACAAAGCACAACUUGCUAAUGCCUAUAACGAACUCGGGAAGGAGCUCUCCUCGAGCAAGAUCAGGGUUGUCGGAAACUAUACCCUUGGAAAGGUCAUCGGUGAAGGCGCGUACGGGAAGGUUCGCUUGGGCACUAACCGUCUCACCUGUACUAGAGUUGCUAUAAAGCAAAUUCCAAAGGCAAUGUCAGCUUCCCUUACUCGCGAAAUACACCACCACCGCCAGCUCCACCAUCCCCAUGUUACUCAGAUGUAUGAAGUCAUAGCCACCGAAUCUCACAUCUGGAUCGUCACAGAGCUCUGUUGUGGUGGCGAACUGUUUGAUUAUCUUGCCGAGAAAGGUCGCUUAUCAGAACGCGAAUCCAGCAUCAUCUUCGGCCAGCUCGCGCUUGCAGUUGCCUAUCUACACGAGAAGGGCAUCGUCCACCGAGAUCUCAAGCUUGAAAAUGUCUUGCUUGAUGAGCGCUGUCGCGUCAAACUUGGCGACUUUGGCUUUACUCGCGAGUAUGACCGAGGCGUCUACAUGGAGACUUUUUGUGGUACUACCGGAUACGCGGCCCCUGAGAUGCUCCAAGGCAAGCGUUACCUUGGCCCAGAGGUUGACGUUUGGUCCAUGGGUGUGAUUCUCUACUGUCUUCUAACUGGUACUCUUCCAUUUGAUGAUGAUGAUGAAGCGGUCAUGAAAGAAAAGGUUAUUAAAGGCAAAUAUGAAGACCCUGAAUGGCUCUCUACAGACGCCCGUGAUCUUAUUCGCAACAUCCUUGAGGUUGACCCUGCCAAACGUCUGACGAUCCCACAAAUUCUGGCCUCUCCAUGGUUUACAUCCACUCCUCUCGCCCCUAUCCCCGACCACGUGCUCAACGAUAUUCCUUCAUCCCCGUCGCCCGCCCGCGAUACCUUUAUUCUCCCUGUGAAACCCGUCGCGAACACUCAAACACAGGUGAACGAAAUUUCUAUUUCUCCGGCGACAUCGACUACAUCUGAAUCCUUUGUUUCUGCAUCAUCUCAUCUAUCUCCAUCGACCCCUACAACUCCUGAUGACACUCCGAAGGACCCUUUUGAUACAACUCAGGGCAAUGGGAGCCAAACUACGAUUACGAAGGCUGAUCGGCGCUCAACGCAUCUCAGCAAAGAUAGUAUGAUUCGGCAGCCUGAAACCGUCAUCGAAGAGGAACCUGGGGCAGAGAACGUUGCACCAUCGGCUACAGGGUCAACUACGAACCUCGAUCAGACCCCCAAGGCACCCCCGUAUCCAACGCGCACACCUGCACGUACAAAGCGCCGUUCUGUGUCUUCUACCCUUUCCGACUCCGGUUCACCAACGCUGGACAAGCCAUUAGCCCCCCUCCCACCCCAAGAUUUUGCAUCGUUGCUCGGCACCCCAGCGCCUAUCAUUUUCUCCACGCCUGCGGAACGUGACCUUCUCAACAACCUCAGUCUACUCGGAUUUGACACCGGUCAGAUCGUGCAUUCUGUUCUCAGUGAUGCAUGCGACGCAGCAGGUGCCAUUUGGUGGAUGCUAAAGCGCAAGCGGGAAAAACGCGUUUUGCCAGGAGAGAUACCAUUACCUGUUGAGUUUUCCGAGCGCGCCAAUAGUAAGCAACGAGAGAAAGAGGGGGAGAAAGAGGACCAUCCCAGUUCUCGGAGGCGGACGAAGCGUGGCAUCGGUGUGCAGACAGACGAUGUUACAAUUACUUCAUCGCUGGGUCUUAUACAUUCCGCUCCUGAAUUUGCCGUGCUACCUCCGACACCUACCGUGCCAUCAUCAGCACGGCCCACGACACCCCCACGUGCGAAGUCCCCGUAUUUGUCGCCGUCGCCUACUACCCUCGAGUUCUCCGGAAGGUCCAAUCCGUCAACGCCUAACGGAAGCUUCAAGGAUAAGGACAGCAAAGGGAGGAGGGAUAGCAAGGCACGCUCCGGCAGCGUGAGCAUCAUGCAACGCGCCACCAAUGCCCUCGAAAUCGCAGGUCUCGUAAAAGGGGAGGACAAGGAUCGCGAACGGGAGAGAUCCCGAGAACUAGAGAAGCGGAGUGGAAGCGACGAGCCCCGAAAUUCUGGGAACUCUGGCAAGCUGACCAAGUCGCCGCCUGUGAAAUCAAAGGAACAACUAAUUCUCCCUUCUACGCCAUCUGCUGCAGAGUCGAGUGCUCUACCCCCUUUGCCUGGUUCGCCGUGGGUGGUCACUGCUGGCCAGACGUCCCCUCCACAAUCCCAAGCGCCGACGCCUGCAAACUCGCCGGGUGAUACGCUUACGAGCCUUCCGAAUUUCUCAGAUGAGGGAAAGGUUGCGCCACCCAAUCGGAAUCGUGCCAGUUUGUUGUCUGCGUUCAGGUUGUGGUUUCAGGAAGAUAAGAAAGGGAAGCGGAAGGAGGUUGCACAAACGCAAGCUAGUGGACGAGGACUUUCGUACAGCCGUUCUCUCGCCGUUCCCCCUUCUACUUCUAUGUCGCCUGGUGGUCACGGAAAUGUCAAGAGAAGGGGGAGUGGAAUUGGGCGCGGACGACGUGUCAAACGCCACUCGACGUCGUCACGCCGUUCGAGCAGCGUGAACUCCCGUCGGUCGUCAGGAAACUCUGGGCAGUUGUUGGUUCUAGAGCCACCUCACAUACUAGAGCAAAUCCCUAGCGGGAAAUCAUACGGUGCUCACACGCCAAGCUCUGACCGCGGAGAACACUCAUCGCGUCCAUCCUCCAUCCAUAGCUUUUCACUUGGCAAACAUCGUAAAUCGCCAUCCACAGGGUCUAAUGGUUCAGCACAUUACCGCACUAGUUCGCCUAUGCAUAAAUAUCACCACAGGCGAGCCGGGUCUUCUUCAUCAACUCGCGUUAUACGUCAGAUACAGACGGUCCCAGGUCCUCGACCAGUACACAAUAGGACCAGUUCAGCUACAUCAUCCGUCCAUUCACUAGCCUCUUCCCGGCCCACUUCGUUUUAUGAAGCCUCUGAAGGAGAAUGCACCCGCACGGGCUCUCCGUACAAGAGCUACCCGUCCCGCCGCUCACUUGACGAGACGCCACGGCGUGGUGCGACAGGCAGUGCGACAUUCGUGGCACAUAAACGGCUUACGCCUUUCAUGAGUCCUUCCGGAACCAUCGGACGAACGAGCUGGAAGAAAUCCUGGGGUCACGAGCCUCCUGGCUGGCAGUUCCGCUCUACGCAUCUACCUGUCGAGGUGCUUUCGAUAUCCCCUGGACCAGAAGGGCCUGUGAGCAUUCGGGAUGUGUUUACUGGGAGGCAGAGUCUCAAUUUGGGCGAUGAGAGCGAUUGGGUGGAUGAGGAUGAUGACAUACCUGAGUUUGCGGGUGGGUUGGGUCAGAUGCCGAGCUCUACGAGUACGAGCUCGUCGUAUCUUCCCAUCGAGUCGCCGAUCCCUAUGUCGCCUCCUCUGCGAAAUCACGGUUCACGCACGGGGAAGGCUCGUGCUACUUCGCUGGCGCUGCCGAAUAACAAUAGCAGGGCGAAACAAGGCAACUCGCCUGCUAGGUCGUCGCCCGUUCAGACGGAGAAUGUGUUCGAGGGUUCAGAGAUAAGAGGAGGGCGUCGUCAACUCCCCACAAGCCGCUCAGGACCUGCUUUCAAACAUGCGAUACAAGAAGAAGACGAGGAAGAGGAAUAAUUCCUGGAUUUUUUUUCUUUGGCGCACAUUGGUAAAUGCUGUUCUCGUAUAUAAGCUAGCUGCUGGUUUUCUGUCUUGGAUGCUCUCAUGGACCUGCUCUCGUGCGCUUCUUCGUCCUUUUUUCUUCCACAUAUGUCAUCAUGGUUUGCCAUCGCCAUCAACGAGUCGUAAUAUGUCGUACCCUCCAUAUCAUUAUAUGAUACCCCAACUUCUACGUACUGUAUCUUUCCUUUUUUUCGUGUUUGAGCUCGUACGGAUGUCUGCAUAGGCAGACUAUCAUGAUAUUUAAUACAGAGACACGCGAGCAACCAACGAACUUUGUCAAUAAACCGAAUUGUC
Messenger RNA from Suillus paluster, 4133 nucleotides. RefSeq names its product Pkinase-domain-containing protein. Gene Ontology annotation, molecular function: ATP binding; protein serine/threonine kinase activity. Lineage: Eukaryota; Fungi; Basidiomycota; Agaricomycetes; Boletales; Suillaceae. The transcript is spliced from 5 exons. Gene Ontology annotation, biological process: protein phosphorylation; intracellular signal transduction. The record is from RefSeq and is a predicted model, not a curated record. Gene Ontology annotation, cellular component: cytoplasm. The coding region runs from base 132 to 3794 and encodes 1220 amino acids.